UUACUUGUAAGACAUUCAAAACCAGUUGAAUGAGUUUCUGCUGUCUCUUGGUGCCGCGGUGCAUUCUGGGUCGAGUCGAAGGAUUCAAGAUGGCGGCGAGCAGGAGACUACACAAGGAGCUUGAGGAAAUUCGCAAAUCUGGAAUGAAAAAUUUCCGGAACAUUCUAGUGGAUGACUCGAAUAUACUGACAUGGCAGGGCCUCAUUGUUCCAGACAAUCCUCCAUACGACAAAGGGGCAUUCAGGAUCGAGAUAAUUUUCCCUGCAGAAUACCCGUUCAAACCUCCAAAGAUCACGUUCAAGACGAAAAUCUACCACCCAAACAUUGACGAGAAAGGGCAGGUCUGUCUGCCUGUAAUUAGCGCAGAGAACUGGAAACCAGCCACCAAAACUGACCAAGUUAUUCAGUCGCUCAUCGCGCUGGUGAACGACCCACAGCCAGAGCAUCCCCUGAGGGCCGACUUAGCAGAAGAAUACUCAAAGGACCGUAAAAAAUUCUUUAAGAAUGCAGAAGAGUUUACAAAGAAACACGGUGAAAAGCGGCCUGUGGACUAAUGACACCCCACAAGUGUGUAGCCCCACUUCUCCAAAACAUAACACCGCCUCUACACUCUCCUCUUCCCUCUCUUUUCCUCACUUUCUCUCUCCUCCUCCUCCUCUUUCUCACUACACACACAUCAUUCUAGUCCAGCUGGAGAAUCGAGUCGCACUGCCGCCGCGACCUCCGUCGUAAAAGCGGCGCUCCGUGUGGAACCAUCACCAGUCUCUGUGCCUGGUGUUAGCUUGAAACAUUAGGAAAAAAAUCUGGAUUUGGUUGUGGGUUUUUUUUUUUUGUUUUUUGUUUUGAUUUUUUUUUUUUUAAAGCUUGUUAAGGAAAAGUGGUCAAGAAAUUGUAUGGUGGCAUCUCAGUAAUUAGCGCUGUGUGAUUGAUUCUGUCCUGAGUUAAAUGCUCGUUGCAGCAAUAUGCACUUCUAUAAUCUGGAGAAAGGUUGACUGAUUUAUUCAAAAAAUAAUUCUACAAAAGAAUGUGUUAAAUGUCAAUUAUUUUGUGUAGUUUUUUCCCCUUGUGUCAGUCUCACAUCUAUAUUCUUUUGAUUUUUACCUCUUAAAAACAUUUAAAAUAUUUGUAUAAUGGUUACACAGCUUGGAGGAAUGAGCUGAUCAUUUUUCAUCAGAUUUAUGUUUUGUGGGACCGUAUCUUAUCUGGUCCUAACACACCAUGGAUUUGCAGGUGCACUGUUUAGUCAUUAACAACCAAAAAAACCCAGACACUGAUCUUUAUUAUAUACUUUUUUCCCUCUGAACAUGAAUGAAGAAAGGAAGGAUUGCAUUUCUUGCGAUUUUAUGGUGACGUCUAAUUUUAAAACGACCCUUUUAUUUUAAACGUCUCGCAGAGAGUUCUUGUGUUUUGUUUAUUGUUUGGGUUUAGGGGUGUGUGUACAUUUAAACAAACAAAAAAACAGGAAACGGUGCCUCCAGAAUGGAGCAUUUAUUUUUGUUUAUUCAGAAUAAAGAUUAGUCGGCACCUCUUUAGAAUCGUAUUGGCGUUAUCGGCCUGCUGUGAUUUCAUCUCUCCUUUUACAUUUCUACCCAAUAUACUGGAUUUUACACUCAAUAGUACAGUAGAUGUUAAUGAUGCGACUUUUUUUUUAUUAUUGUUAUUCGUAGAGGCCUUUAAGGAAAGCUAUUGGUGGUUGAUGUAUUUGGAAAUAUUGUCUCUUGUCCCUUUAAAUCGCUAAACUCCCUUCAUACAGCAAGUAAUAUAAGCAAAGAUCAUGUUCAUGCAUUUGUUGUUUUACCGCCACUAUAUUAUAUUUUGUGUGUGGAAAUAGAAUAAACUGGCACAGUCAUGGGAAUGACGUUCUAUACUCUAGUAGCGGCUGACUCUGAUUGGUCACGCUGAGUGUGCUGACUCUCUGAUUGGUCAAUAGUUUUCCUAAUAAAUCCAGCUAACUUACAA
Silurus meridionalis is the source of this 1959-nucleotide messenger RNA. RefSeq names its product ubiquitin-conjugating enzyme E2L 3b (gene ube2l3b). The transcript is spliced from 4 exons. The record is from RefSeq and is a predicted model, not a curated record. NCBI's taxonomy places the organism in Eukaryota, Metazoa, Chordata, Actinopteri, Siluriformes, Siluridae. Bases 30 to 554 code for a protein of 174 amino acids.